AGAAGACCAGAGCACAGUGUCCAGGAAGAGGAGGGUUGGAGAUGGGAGACUGGGUAAUCGGUGCGGUCUGCAGAGUCCUUGCCAAAGACGUAAGCAUGGAUACAGAGGCAAUGGAAGAAGAGUUCAAUGUCACGCCAGGAAGAUGAGGGUCCCGUUGCUGGUUCUGGCUUUGCUGGUCACAGACUCCGCACUCGGUGAUCCGUGUGUAAACCACACCGUCCUGGAUCAGCCCUGGAGGAGCACAAAUUGUUACAACACUGAAUGCACCGGAGGACAAUUGAUGGAUGAUGGAAAUCUUGAAGUGGUUUGGUACAGACUGAACAGUUCCGGAGGAUGGAAGAUUCCGGAGACGGUCGUUCCACAGUAUCAUUGCUCCGGGGAGAACCCAGGCUGGUUAAACGGUAGGGUCAGAGUUUACAUCAGUGGGGCUCAGUUAUUUUUUGGGAGUGUCAAACGAUGACCCAGAUCUCUUCAGAGGACCCUAGCAUGGUCACAGAACCCCAUCUUCCAGAGAGGUC
Molecule: messenger RNA, 518 nt
Organism: Hypanus sabinus (Atlantic stingray)
Lineage: Eukaryota; Metazoa; Chordata; Chondrichthyes; Myliobatiformes; Dasyatidae
Product: pancreatic secretory granule membrane major glycoprotein GP2-like
Exons: 4
Coding region: 143-460 (105 amino acids)
Source: RefSeq, a predicted model, not a curated record